AUGACGAGCAGACUGAUGGAGGGGCAAGUGGACGACAGCGCUAGUACCUACCCAGCCCCCAACGUUACACUUGGUAGUGAGGGGGGUUACGCAGCUCUUAUACUACACCAUGGUGAUCGGAUUCGCCUGAUCGACUUCCCAGAAGAUGUGCAUGCUGUUGUCUGCGAAACGGUCAACAGCCACUGGCCUGGCGGCGUCCAGAGCAAGAAAACGAUGGGGAACCUGAAAAAUACCAGAGAAAUGAAGCUCAAAGGAUACCCGUGGGCAGGCGUGGUUCUUGGUUACGAGCCCAAUCAACAGCCGGCAACACCUACGAAGCUGGUGAACCGUCUGCUCGAGAACCUCUUCAACGUCGGUUGGGAAUUUAAAAUCAGGACCUCCCUCUCGAAGAUUAACCAAGACGAGGAAGUCCUAAUGUUCCGAUGCGGGGGUCCCUGGCAACGCUGCGAAUGGGCGGCUAUUGAUACGCACUUCGAAGACGGGCUGCUCCUAAUCAAUACACCAGCCCACUUGGCUCAGGCCAUAAGGGAGAUCCUCCACGUGCAGAAGGAGGCGCAUAACCCGCCCCCAGGGUAUUACGGGUUCAAGAUUCGUGGGUAUCCCUGGACUCACGGCAACAGAACGGGCGAGAAUGGAACGAGGCUUGCCCUGAGAAUACUCGAAGUGGCUGAGGAGCAAGGCUGGUUCUUGUAUGCCAGCGUCAAGCAGGGAGCCACGGAUGCGUGGCACUUCUGUCGGGUGAUACCAGAGGAUCCUCAGCCUCUAGUAGACAUCCCCGAACCGGAGAAUCCGUUUGAGGCGACCGCGGAGAACAUCAUUCAUGAAGAAGACGCAGUUAGUGACGCAAUCACACCUCACUCCUUGCUAAAUUGA
Anthostomella pinea is the source of this 873-nucleotide messenger RNA. NCBI's taxonomy places the organism in Eukaryota, Fungi, Ascomycota, Sordariomycetes, Xylariales, Xylariaceae. The record is from the annotation of a GenBank genome assembly.